AUGGCAUCCCGCAGCGGCUCAGAGGAGAAGAAGCCACGGCGCCAGCAGCAGACAUACGAGUCUGAAGGCGAAGAAUCCGAAGAGUACCAGUCCCCGCCGCCCCGGAGGAAGCGCAACCAGCGUCAGAAGAAAGGCGGCCAAGGGCCCCUCGACAACCUUGCCCUCGACAAUGUUCAGAACACAGCAGGCGGCCUCGUCAACUCAGCAACGGGCGCACUAGGCGGCGUGGCGGGUAACGCCGUUCAAAACCAAGGGGGCGGAGACGGCGGCGGCAAGAGUGAUACUCUGAGACUCAGGUUGGACCUCAACCUCGACAUCGAGAUCACUCUCAAGGCUAAGAUCCAUGGUGAUCUGGAGCUUGCUCUCUUUCUUUAG
Messenger RNA from Chaetomium globosum CBS 148.51, 375 nucleotides. RefSeq lists its product as uncharacterized. The record is from RefSeq and is a predicted model, not a curated record. The transcript has 2 exons. NCBI's taxonomy places the organism in Eukaryota, Fungi, Ascomycota, Sordariomycetes, Sordariales, Chaetomiaceae. Bases 1 to 375 code for a protein of 124 amino acids.